Aspergillus wentii DTO 134E9 is the source of this 556-nucleotide messenger RNA. RefSeq lists its product as uncharacterized. The transcript has a single exon. The record is from RefSeq and is a predicted model, not a curated record. Lineage: Eukaryota; Fungi; Ascomycota; Eurotiomycetes; Eurotiales; Aspergillaceae. The coding region runs from base 157 to 453 and encodes 98 amino acids.
GGCUCAUCUGAGGCUGUGACAUUGUGGAAGCAGACAAUCAAUAUGGGAUUCAAAAUGCAUCAAUGUGUAGCUCUUCAAGUAGUAAAUACACCAGGCUGAUACGCCAUUAUAUUGUCCUAACAAUGCCAUUGUUCGUGUUCCUGGCUGUUUGUGCCGAUGAAGCAGAAGCAUAUAUUGAGAAACAGUACUUUUGGCUUUGCCUUUUCUUUGCUUUUUCUGGCCAAUUUCUAUCCCAGCCAGUCUGCCACGAUUAUGCAUCUGUUCUUUUAUCGAAUAGCCAUAUCCAUCCAUAUAGCCCCAAAUGAUAGCCCAUUCACUUCAUCCAGACUGAUCGAGUUCAAUCAAAGCCCUGCUGUCAAACCCCGUUUCUCGUCGCUGGUCCACUUGCCGGUCCCCCGCGAUAGGAAGCGUCCGUGUUUUUCUUCACUUUCAGUCUUCACUUUUCAGCCUUGACAGCUUCUCCUCUUGAAUGGUGGAAACAUACCCCGUACACAAAUAAUGAGCCACACUAGUGGGCGCCAACAGGUCUGUCCAUUAUGAUACGUCCUGUCUUUUG